Molecule: messenger RNA, 5586 nt
Organism: Rhineura floridana
Lineage: Eukaryota; Metazoa; Chordata; Lepidosauria; Squamata; Rhineuridae
Product: oocyte zinc finger protein XlCOF6-like
Exons: 6
Coding region: 76-2241 (721 amino acids)
Biological process (GO): regulation of transcription by RNA polymerase II
Cellular component (GO): nucleus
Molecular function (GO): DNA-binding transcription factor activity, RNA polymerase II-specific; RNA polymerase II cis-regulatory region sequence-specific DNA binding
Source: RefSeq, a predicted model, not a curated record
AGGGCUGGAGGACAAUGAGGUGCAACUUGGGGGGGGGACAAAGAUUUGCUUCCCCCCCCCCCGAAUCCACAGACAAUGCAGAGGGGAGUGGAGAGAAGGAGAAAAGGGACUGGGGAGAGGCUUGAGAGCUGCUCCCUCCUACAAGGUGCAUCCUGGGGUGACCCAGUUGACGCCUGUCCCUCCUCCUCCCUCGCCAUGGCUGCAGAGGCACCGUCUGGAUCGUCUCUUCUUUGGGGUGGGUUGGAAAGAGCUGUCAGGUGGGCGCCAAAGGGUCUGUUGACUUUCCAGGCUCUCUUGAACUUUGAGGAGGUGGCUGUGUAUUUCACGGAGGAGGAAUGGGCCCUUCUGGAUCCUCGCCAAAGAGCUCUACACAGGGAAGUCAUGGAGGAGAAUUAUGAGAUGGUGGCCUCUCUCGAAUCGGACCUCUGUUGCUGUUGGGAAGAAGGAAAAGAAGAACAAGGACAAGAUCCCUUUUCCCAAGAUCCUGAAGAAGAGGGGAGAUUAGCAGAGAUUUCAAAAUCAAAUUCCACCUCUGUGCUGGAAGGACAAGAUCUAAUUGGAUGCUGCUCUGACGAAGCGGGGAGUUCCGCAGAUGAUUGGCAGAAGAAUGAGAAUUAUAGAGAACCAGAGAUGGUAAUAGCCAAGCACGAAGCACAAAAAGAGAUGUUUGGAAAUUAUGGUGGACCAAAAAAGUGUGAAAGAAACCAGUCGAAGAAGGGGAAUAAGAAAUCCUCUACUUCACAGACUGUGCAUGAAAGAACCCACACAAGGGAGAAACCAUUUAAAUGCAUGGAGUGUGGAAGGACCUUCAGUCAGAAAUGUCACCUUACUGUACAUUGCAGAACCCACACAGGAGAGAAACCUUUUAAAUGCAUGGAGUGUGGAAAGAGCUUCACUGACAAUGGUAGCCUUUCAGUACAUCAACGAACACACACAGGAGAGAAACCUUUUAAAUGCAUGGAGUGUGGGAAGAGCUUCAGUCAGAAAGGUUACCUUACUGUACAUUACAGAACACACACAGGGGAGAAACCAUUUAAAUGCACAGAAUGUGGGAAGGGUUUCAGAAUAAGCAGCAGGCUUUCUGAACAUCAGCUAACACACAGAGGGGAGAAACCAUUUAAAUGCAUGGAGUGUGGAAAGGGCUUCAGAAUGAGCAGCAGGCUUUCAGAACAUCAAAGAACCCACAGAGGGGAGAAACCAUUUAAGUGCAUGGAGUGUGGAAAGAGCUACAAUAAUAGUGGUAGCCUUUCUGUACAUCAAAGAACCCACACAGGGGAGAAACCAUUUAAAUGUGUCGAGUGUGGAAAGAGCUUCACUGUGAGCAGUCACCUUAUGAAGCAUCAUAGAACACACACAGGGGAGAAACCAUUUACAUGCAUAUUGUGUGGAAAGAGCUUCACUGACAGUAGUAGCCUUAAAGUACAUCAAUACACACACACAGGGGAGAAACCUUUUAAAUGCAUGGAAUGUGGAAAGAGCUUCAGUGUGAGUACUCAUCUUAUUAAACAUCAUGGCAUGCACACAGGGGAGAAACCAUUUAAAUGCUUGGAAUGUGGAAAGAGCUUCACUGUGAGCAGUCACCUUAUGAAACAUCAAAGAAUGCACACCGGGGAGAAACCAUAUAAAUGCAGGGAGUGUGGAAAGAGCUUCAGUGUGAGCAGUAGCCUUUCUGUACAUCACAGGACACACACAGGAGAGAAACCAUUUCAAUGCAUGGAAUGUGGAAAGAGCUUCAGUGUGAGCAGUGGCCUUAUUAGGCAUCAUGGAAUUCACACAGGGGAGAAACCAUUUAAAUGUGUGGAGUGUGGAAAGAGCUUCAUUGUGAGGGGGCGCCUUAUUAACCAUCAUAGAACGCACACAGGGGAGAAACCAUUUCAAUGCAUAUUGUGUGGAAAGACCUUUACUGGGAGUGGUAGCCUUAAAGUACAUCAAUACACACACACAGGGGAGAAACCAUUUCAAUGCAUGGAGUGUGGAAAGACCUUCACUGAGAAGAGUAAACUUACUGUACAUCACAGAUCACACACAGGGGAGAAACCAUUUCAAUGCAUGGAAUGUGGAAAGAGCUUUGCUGGGAAGAGUAAACUUACUUUACAUCACAGGACACACACAGGGGAGAAACCAUAUAAAUGCAUGGAGUGUGGAAAGAGCUUCGUGGAGAGCAGUAAACUUAUUUUACAUCAAAGAACCCAUGCAGGGGAGAAGCCAUUUACAUGGAGUAUGGAAAAGGCUUCAGUGUAAGCAGCAGCCUUACUGCAUAUGAAAGAACACAAAGGAGAGAAACCUUGGGCUUAGGGAAGCCCAUCUGAUGUCAACAGUCAUAGACACAACCUACCUGAAAGGUGAAAGAGACUGAACCCCUUCCUCAGAAUGAUCAGUACAGGACAUCUAUAGUGAAAGUCACAGUGCCUGGCCACCACAACCAGAUCAGACAUAGCCACAGCAGUAGGAAUACUGUGUAGGAGAAUCAUUUCACCUACAAAGAGAGACUGGUGUGUAGUGGCCAGAUAUUUAAAAGAAAUUGCAUAUCUGAAAACAAAUUACAGGCCACCAACAGUUCCCCACCAGUUGCUUAUGCAGAUACAAACUGGGCUGGACACUGAGCAGAUUGCAAAUCCACCAGCAGAAACCUGUUCUCUGGAGAUGCAGCACUUGGUUAGAUUAGCAAGAAGCAAUCAACAAUAGCGGCCUCAUCCACUGAAGCAUAGUAUGUAUCAGCUGCCCUAACAUGCCAGACACUAGCAUGGCUAUUUUGAGCUGCUGAAAGCUUUAAGAUGGUGCCAGGCAAGAAGACUUUGUCUAAAAAUGUUUGUGAAGUUUUUUCUCUGCCUCUCUGGGCUCCUCCUGGGAGGAAGAGUGGAAUAUAAAUUUAAUAGUAACUAAAGACUUCUAGAAAAAAUCUUAACUCUUGCUAUCCAGGCGAGAUGAAGAAAAAUUGUUCCAUCCACCAAGAUCCAUUUAAGUCUUCCCACCUGUAACCAGAACCCAGGAAGAGAGGUGGAAGAUAGGGAGUAGAGGGUACGAAUCAAAAGGCAGGGAAAGGAGAUUGGGGAUAGGAAGGGGGUCAGAUUCAACCCAAAGGGUGUAGGUGGAGGAUCAGUGCAAAGUACAUAAGACAGUAAGUAGAGCCACUGCUGGUUCACGCUAAUGGCUCAUCUAGUCCAGCCUCCUGUUCUCACAGUGGCCAAGUAGGUCCCUAUGGGAGCCUUCAUGGCUAGUAGCCAUUGAUAGCCUUAUCCUCUCUGAAUUUGUCUAAUCUUCUAAAGCAAUCCAUCACUUUUUCUCGUGGGAGCGAAUUCCUUAGUUUAACUAUGUGCUGUAUGAAGAAGGCCUUUUGAUUGUCUGUCCUGAAUCUUCCAACAUCCAGCUUCAUUGAAUGUCCAAGAGUUCUAGUGUGAUGAGAGACGGAGAAAAACUUAGUUCACCUUUUUCAUUCCAUGCAUCAUUUCAUGAUGCCUCCGACUCGCCUUUUCUGUAAACUAAAAACCCCCAGAUGCCGCAACCUUCAUAGGGGAGUCGCUUUAUCAUUCUGGUUUCCUUUUUCUGAACCUUUUCCAACUCUACAAUAUCCUUUUUGAGGUGAGGUAAUCAGAGCUGUAUACAAUAUUCAAAAUGCACCUGCUCCAUAGAUUUAUAGAACAGCAUUAUGACAUCAGCAGUUUUUUUUUCCAGUACCUUUCCUAAUGAUCCCUAGCAUGGAAUUUCCAUUUUUCACAGCUGCUGCACAUUGGGUUGACAUCUUGAUUGAGCUAUCCACUACAACCCCACGAUCUUGUUCCUGAUGAGUCACCACCAGUUCAGACCCCAAGAGCGUUCUUUGAGAACUCUUGGUGGAUGCUGGAGUUUGUGUUCAUUUUUAUUCUCCUCAUUCUGACAAGACUUCCAUUUUUUGAAGGGAGAAUUCUUGCCUCUAAUAGCUUCUUUGACUCCACUCAUUAACCAUGCCGGCAUCUUACUGACCCUUAUGCUACCUUUUCUCAUUUGCAGUAUACACUCCAGUUGAGCUUCUAAUAUUAUGGCUUUAAACCACUCCCAAGCAUUUUGGAGUGAUUUGACCUUUUCUUUGUGACAAUCCUCCCAUUUUAGGGGAGUUUCCUCUUUUGAAGUUAAAUCUGACUGUGUUGGAUUUUCUUGGCAAUUGGCCCUUUGUAUCUAUGUUUAAUUUAAUAGCCCUAUGAUCACUUCUCCCAAACGGUUCAACAACACAUUUCAUACCAGAUUCUGUGUGCCUCUUAAGAUUAAGUCUGGGGUCACUGUCCCUCUGGUCAGUUCCACAACCAAACAAGGUAUCUAGAAAUUUUAUCUGUUUGUCAUGACUGGAAUACAUAUGUAGGCAGUCUAUGUCAGGAUAGUUGAAGUCACCCAUUAUUAAAGUAUUUCCUAGUUUGGAUGCUUCCUUGAUUUCACUUUCAUCUCAAAUUCUCCCUCACCAUUUUGGUCAGGGGGAUGAUGGAAUGUCGCUAGGAAUAAAUUACUCUUGGGGCCCAACAUCAGCACCCACAACAAUUCUGUAGAGGUGUCUGCCUCUUUAGGGUUUCUAGCUGGCUGAAUUUUGCAGUAUUGAGAGAGAGGUAUGAGCAGGAUAUUGAACAAAGGAUAUCAGUAAAUGCAUGGGGAUGUUUGUAGGAGAAGCAGCUGAUUAAAUCAAUUUCUGCAGCAGUCAGGGAAUGUUCUCUGAAACGGAUUUAUAGGUGGUAUUGGACCCCAUUAUGUUUAGCAUUUAUUAUUCAGUCAAUGAGUGCCUACUGCUGGAGGGAGUGUGAGCAAAUCAAUGUUUUAUUCACAUGUGUCGGGAAUACCCAAAUAUUGGAAGCUGAUUUUUCAUGAAAUAGAAGAUGAUUAUGAUUAUUAUUCAUUACAUAUGUAUACUGCCCCAUAGCCGAAGCUGUCUGGGCGGUUCACAACUAUUUUCCAUAAAGCAACGUGUGCAGCUAGGCCUGCAUUUGGCUGUUCUUAAUAUGUGGUAAGGGCUAAUGAAGAUUUAGCAAGCAAAUCUGUUAUUUCUUUUAUACUGUUGGCUGCACGCAUGGAAAUCACAAGGAGCUGGAAGUUAGCAGAUAAACUUUUUUUAAAAAAAAUUGGCUUUCCAGACUUUGGGAUAUCGCAUUAGCUGAGAAACUCACUUUCAAUAUAAAGUUCACUAAAGGGACAUUAGACGCAUUACAGUAGUAUGUUACAUGGAGUUCUCUUAUAGACUGUUUCAGUAUUAAUGGGCAUAAGACACCUUUGUCCUGUACAUUCCUAAAUUUAUGAGAUGAGGGGUAAAAUUAUUCUCUUUAAUUAAGGCUAUAUGGAUGAGGUUAAUAAUUUUUCUUUAUAUAUUUUGUGUGACACUUUUCUUCAUGUAUAAAAAGAUUGAUGUAUGCAGUUGAUGACCCGGGGGAAGGGAGGAGGGUAUGAUUAGUUAUUGUGUAUUUGAUGUCAUACGAUUAACAAAACUAAAACUAAAAGCAAAUCCUGCAUUGGUCUUGCAGAUGUUUCAUUGUAUCUGGGAUAACCAGGGAAAAGGCAAUUAGGUUUGGGGAAGAAGUUGUGCUUGUUUGUUCUGUUAGUCCUUAUUUUAUGAAUAAACCCUGUUAACAAUCA